AUGUCUUCAUCAUCAUCAUCACCUCCACGUACUUUUAUUUAUUCACUUCUUCCAAGUGCCGCUAAUGCCCUCUUCCAAAAAGUUUCGGUAAUUUCACUUGAAAUCCUUUCUGGACUUUGUUUUUGUGCAGAAUUUGGUCAUAGAGCAGUUUUAAAAGCAUUGACUCAAGUUAAAUUACUUAGGGGAGAAAGAACGAGAUUUCAACGUUUAAUUGACGAUUUAUUUAAAGAACAUGGAAACACUCCGAGGGAUACUGCUCGUGUUAGACUUGCUCUUAUGUCUUUGAUAAAUGCUUUGCUAAAAGGAGGCGCUGCAGAGGUAAAUUUAAUUUUAAUUUAA
This is a messenger RNA of Meloidogyne enterolobii, 339 nucleotides long. The record is from the annotation of a GenBank genome assembly. NCBI's taxonomy places the organism in Eukaryota, Metazoa, Nematoda, Chromadorea, Rhabditida, Meloidogynidae.